Molecule: messenger RNA, 1340 nt
Organism: Carassius auratus (goldfish)
Lineage: Eukaryota; Metazoa; Chordata; Actinopteri; Cypriniformes; Cyprinidae
Product: lambda-crystallin
Exons: 8
Coding region: 82-1029 (315 amino acids)
Biological process (GO): fatty acid metabolic process
Molecular function (GO): NAD+ binding; L-gulonate 3-dehydrogenase activity
Source: RefSeq, a predicted model, not a curated record
GCCGUAGCUCCGCCUCUCUUUCGUGCACAUGACAAGCUGAAGUCCGGUAGCUGACUGAUUGACAUUUGUGAAGGGUUUGCGAUGAGUUUAUUAAAAGGAAAGAUCAUUACUGUUGUCGGGAGUGGGCUGAUUGGCCGCUCCUGGGCCAUGGUGUUUUUGAGUGGAGGAUACAUGGUCAAAAUCUAUGACAACAAACCAGGACUAGCAUCAGGGGCCAUCACAGAGAUCAGGAAACAGAUUGAGGAGCUCCAGCAAGCCAAAAUGCUGAGAGGAAAUCUCACGGCUGCAGAGCAGUUGAGUCUACUCAGCAGUCAUGAUGACCUCCAGCAGGCCCUGGAAGGGGCUUUCUUUGUCCAGGAGUGUGUGUUUGAGGACCUGGAAGCAAAGCAGACUGUCUUCCAUGAGGUGGAGGAUCUUGUCACAGAAAGCGUGAUUCUCAGCAGCUCCACUUCCUGCUUGAUGCCAAGCAACGUGUUCUCUCGUGUCCAGAACCGAACUCGCUGCAUCAUUUCUCAUCCGGUAAACCCGCCCUACUAUGUGCGUCUGGUGGAGCUGGUGCCACACCCUGAAACACUGCCUGCUGUAAUGGAUGCUGCUUACUCACUGAUGACGGAUGUCGGGCAAGCACCUGUGCGACUCAGGAAGGAGAUCGAUGGUUUCGCAUUGAACCGUGUUCAGUAUGCCAUCAUAGCCGAGUCAUGGAGGCUGGUUCAGGACGGAGUGAUCUCAGUGAAGGACAUUGAUCUGGUGAUGUCUGAGGGCUUGGGCAUGCGCUACGCUUUUAUAGGUCCCAUUGAAACCAUGCAUCUCAACGCACCAGAAGGUAUGGAAGAUUAUCUCCAGCGCUACAGCGAAGGAAUGAAGAGGGUUCUUAACACUUUUGGACCUGUUCCAGACUUUUCUGGAGAGCCAGCAGCUAGAAUUAUAAAAGAGAUCGGUGAGCUGAUCCCUGCUGAACAGGAGCACCUUACAGCCAGAAGAGAGAGAAGAGAUCAGCUGCUGAUGGGACUUGCUAAACUGAAGGAAUGAAGAUACUACCUAAAUGGAAGUGGUUAUGGAUCAUCUGAGCCAUUGUUGUCCUUGGUGUUAAAAAUUUCCCUUCCAUGCAACAGAAUAUUGACUGAAGAGCACUUUAAUGUGUAAUUCUCAAUCAAAAGGAAAAUAUGGGUAGUUGAAAGUGAAUGGAAUUUUCCUAACUUCCUCAAUGGACAUUGAUUCAUUAAUCUCUUUAUACCUAAGCCAAGCCCAAUGAUUAUGUGUACACUUAACUUGAGAUGUAUGAAUGUCAUAACAUUUCAAACCAAGUGUCAGAUGCAAGUAAAUAAUGCUUUUCUCAGAAC